UAGGAAAAUCACGGAGCUGGGACCUUACCACCUCUCUCUCUCACUCUCUCUCUCUCUCUCUCUCUCAGCGGACUCCUUUCUCUGCACACGUCCUUCUCUGAAAUGCGUGUGUGCGUGAAAGAGAGAGGAGGAAUAAAGUGUGUGCGCGCGCGCGAGGGUGCAUGUCCGGAGCAAGUAAAGGCAGCGGGAUUAUUCGGCGCUAUCGAAAUAUUUCAACACGUCGCCCGUCGCUGCAGGACUGAAGCCAAUAAGAAGGAACGCAUUUUAACAGGAACGCCGAUAUUGUAAACGGCGGCAGAGGAGAAAGAAUGCGCUGCAGUCAAUUAAGUGACUCGCCCAAGUUGGUUUAAUUCGACUAAUGUCCGCGAGUCGGCGAGACGCGGAAAGGUGUCCGAUGCGCGUCGACCUCUGAAGAAAAUCGGUCUCGCAGCACUUUCCCAGAAUUAUGGAGAGCAUUUUUACAUUUCUCUCUCCAGACUUUUGAACAUAACGCACCAAGAGACUCGAGAGAUUCCCCGACGAUUCGUGAAAAAAAGCGGUCCCCUUUUUUUCCCUGCAUAGCUGAAGUAGGAGUUUCCGAAGCUUUCCGACUUCAGACACAUUUUCUCAUCUUUUUUUGUCUUCACUGAACUGCUGGUAAACAACAACAACAACAACAAAAAAAAGAACAUCUCGUUUCACAUCAACCCCAGUCGUCUCCAGUUGUUGCCUGCACUUGGAUGAACUUCCUGAUGAGAGAUCCAGUCCUACAGGGAUCGAGUAUGGCAUAUCAUCCGUUUUUACCUCACCGGGGUCCGGAAUUUGCCAUGAGCGCGAUGCUGGGUCACCAGCCUCCUUUCUUCCCGGCUCUGGCUCUCCCCCACAGCGGCUCCCUCUCGCUGCCGGGCGCCCUGGGGAAGCCGAUCAUGGACCAGCUGAUGGGAGCCGCGGAGAGCGGGCUCCACUUCUCCUCGCUGGGGCACCAGGCUGCCGCCGCCCACCUCAGGCCUCUGAAGACUCUGGAGCCCGAGGAGGAGGUGGAAGACGAUCCUAAAGUUCACCUGGAAGCCAAGGAGCUUUGGGAACUCUUCCACAAGAGAGGCACCGAGAUGGUGAUCACCAAAUCCGGAAGGCGGAUGUUCCCCCCGUUCAAAGUGAGGUGCACUGGUCUGGACAAAAAGGCCAAAUAUAUUCUCUUGAUGGAUAUUGUUGCAGCCGACGACUGUAGAUACAAAUUUCAUAACUCCCGCUGGAUGGUGGCGGGGAAAGCCGACCCCGAAAUGCCAAAGAGGAUGUACAUUCACCCGGACAGUCCGGCUACCGGUGAACAGUGGAUGUCAAAAGUCGUCAAUUUUCACAAACUCAAGCUGACAAAUAACAUCUCCGACAAGCAUGGAUUUGUAAGUUCAACUAAUACCAUACUUAACUCGAUGCACAAAUAUCAGCCUCGAUUUCACAUCGUGAGGGCCAACGAUAUUCUCAAACUCCCGUACAGCACCUUCAGGACGUACGUUUUUCCUGAAACGGAUUUCAUUGCUGUGACUGCUUAUCAAAAUGACAAGAUAACCCAGCUGAAAAUUGACCAUAAUCCCUUUGCCAAAGGGUUCCGUGACACGGGCAAUGGAAGACGGGAAAAGAGGAAACAGCUGGCUCUUCAAUCCAUGCGCUCGUAUGAGGAGCAUCAGAAAAAGGAGACCGGGGCUUCAGACGACUCCUCCGGGGAGCAGGCCUCCUUUAAGUGCUUCGGCCAGGCCUCGUCCCCUGCCGUGUCUACCGCGGGGCCCCCACACAUGAAAGAUUUCUGCGACAGCGACGAGGAGAGCGACGAUGAGAGCAAAGACGGUCACAUCAAAGACGGUCCGGACUCGAGCAAGAUUUCCACGACCACCAAGGACGGGAAGGAUCACGAGGCGAGCCCCGCCAAGGGCCACCCCCUCGGCAGCACUGACUCCAGCAGCAGGACCCGCGAAGGUGGUCCGAGGACUGAGAAAAGCCAGGCCGACUCACGACAGAGCCCCGUCACCGUCAUCUCCAGCACCACUCGCUCCGGAGAAGACCUCAAGAGCCCCGGCCUGGAGCAUCCCAAAACGGACGAGUGCAGGUCGAUAAGCAAAGACAGUUUCAUGCCUUUGACAGUUCAGACUGACAGCCCGCACAUAGGCCACGGACACAUGCCUAAUUUUGGAUUUCCAUCGGGCCUCACGGGACAACAGUUUUUCAAUCACAUUGGGAGUGCGCAUCCGUUCCUCUUGCACCCGAGUCAGUUCAACAUGGGAGGUGCGUUCUCAAACAUGGCCGCGGGCAUGGGGCCACUGUUGGCAGCCGUGUCCACGGGAGGGGUGAGCACCAUGGACACCACGAGCAUGGCAUCGCCUUCGCAAAGCUUUACGGGAGCGCCGGGCCUGCCGUUUCAUCUGCAGCAACAUGUCUUGGCAUCACAGGGCCUCGCCAUGUCUCCGUUCGGAAGCCUGUUCCCUUACCCGUACACGUACAUGGCCGCCGCGGCGGCAGCCUCCUCCGCCGCCGCCGCCGCCUCCUCCGCGGCGCACCGGCACCCUUUCCUGAACGCAGUGCGUCCCCGACUCAGGUACAGCCCUUACUCCCUCCCCAUGACGGUGCCGGACAGCACCUUGCUCACCACCGCGAUGCCCAACGUGGGCGGCAGCGGGACCGAGCCGAAGGGAGGAGACGGCGUCGUGCCGGCCAGCCCGGCGUCCGGGGUCACCUUGGAUUCCACGUCGGAGGUGACCGGCCACUCGGUCGCCAUGUCGCCAAAGACUUGCCCGGAGAAAGACGCGGCGAACGAGCUGCAGAGCAUCCAGCGGCUGGUCAGCGGGCUCGACUCGAGUCAGGACAGGGCACGCAGCGGGUCCCCCUAAAGGAGGAGGAAGAGGAGGAGAACCCAUUUUCCUCUUUUUUUUUAAACACACCACCUGCUUCUCGUCUCAUUGUUGUCAUGAAAAGUGGAGAGAAAAAAUGCUGUCGGUGAUGGAGACGGACACAGUUGGAGGACACCCUCGUAGAUCCAUGCAGGUUUUUAAAAAGAAAAGAAAAAACAAACAAACACGAACUGUUGGUCGUUUUAGUUUCUGAAAUGCACUUUGGUUAACACGCAUCUGAUAUGUAUAUUUUUUCUUAUUAUUUGUUUGUUAAUUUAAACAACACUUUUAUCCUGUCAUUUGAAUACCGUACAAGUAUUGAAACUGAAACGUUGGCAUGGGUGUGACUUGCAGAUUUGGGAGAAGUUGCUGCUGGGUCCCGUCUCUUAACUUUAUUUUACACGAGGAGAAAUGUGUUUUAAUAUGCACUCUGAAUUGAUUACUUAUUUGAAUUCACUACCGUUUAACCUACCUUAUAAAGACUGCUGUAUUUUGUUGUACACUAUUAACUGAUCGAUUGGCCAAAUGUUGCAUGCCCCCAAAAUCCCCAAAUGAAUGUUAUUUUAACACUAAAAAUGGAAAGAAAAGUAUGAAAAAUAUUCAGUUAUGGAUAUAAUUAACACACUCCCUUUGCUUAUUUUUUUGUCUUAAUUAGGUUAUCAAUUGUAACACAAUUUAUUUUUCUUCAUGCCUUUUUAAAAUCAGAACUUAGCCUUUGACAUGACUGGUGCUCCGGGAUAAGCUAUGGCCCAAGCAUGCGGAACUCAGCCCAAAUGUCCAACAGGCAAAGGGAAGCAGAAAUUUAAAUAUGAAAACAAUAAAAGGUAGUAUUGAUUAAAAAGGUGUACAUAGGGAUAUAUAAAAUAUUUAUGUAAUUAUUUCAUAUUGUUAUUGCGUGUAAAUACAACGGAGUAGUUUGUUUCUAGGACCCUGUUCUUAAUUUAUUGUCGAUAUACCUGUGUAAAGAUUUGUGGGCUAUUAUCCCUUUGUUGCCAUCUUCAUUUAUACCCAUCUUAAAAUAUGGACUUUACUCCUCCCCAAAUAUCCAUUGAGGUAGUUAUUCACACUAAUGUGCCAUUGUAUUUUCAUUUGUUGUCCCAUGUGUGUGAAGUGCUACUGUUUAAAAACGGAUGGAAACGCGACAACGCACUGCACCAAUGGCUUGAGAAAAAACACACCUUUUUCUUUUCUUGAGAAGAGCAAAAGAAGCGUCGUUGAAGUGUGAUAAAAGUGGACUAUUUCUUUUUCCUGUCAUUAAAAAAUACUUUGCGAACCUGAUCGUACAAGUGCCGCAUAAUCGAAAAUAUGAAGGUCUUUAUUUGUGUUUCUCAAUGGGUUAUGUUGUAUUAGAGUUAUGUCUGGUUGACAACAUCGACAUCGUGUUCUUGAAAGUUUCAAUAAAAUAUUGAAAUGCC
This is a messenger RNA of Gasterosteus aculeatus aculeatus (three-spined stickleback), 4273 nucleotides long. RefSeq names its product T-box transcription factor 3a (gene tbx3a). NCBI's taxonomy places the organism in Eukaryota, Metazoa, Chordata, Actinopteri, Perciformes, Gasterosteidae. Gene Ontology annotation, biological process: cell fate specification; regulation of transcription by RNA polymerase II; positive regulation of DNA-templated transcription. The record is from RefSeq and is a predicted model, not a curated record. Gene Ontology annotation, molecular function: DNA-binding transcription factor activity, RNA polymerase II-specific; RNA polymerase II cis-regulatory region sequence-specific DNA binding. Gene Ontology annotation, cellular component: chromatin; nucleus.